GGGCGGGCAGGCGCCAUUUUGUACGGCAGAGUGUGGGCCGGGGGGAGGCGGCGGAGGGUUUCGGGGUUCGGACCAGAGCGGCCGGAUGGUGAAAUCCUCCCUGCAGCGGAUACUCAACAGUCACUGCUUCGCCAGAGAGAAAGAGGGGAAUAAAAGCACCACCAUCAUCAUGCCCGCCGUGCUGAGCCUCAGUGCCGGACAGAGCAGUUCCAGGGUUUCUUUCAAUUGCUGUAGUAACCUGGGUCCGGGGCCUCGGUGGUGCUCCGAUGUCCCUCACCCACCCCUGAAGAUCCCAGGUGGGCGAGGGAAUAGUCAGAGGGAUCACAAUCUUUCAGCUAAUUUAUUUUAUUCUGAUAAUCGGCUGAAUGUAACAGAGGAACUAACAUCUAAUAACAGGACAAGAAUUCUCAAUGUCCAGUCAAGGCUUACAGAUGCCAAACAUGUUAACUGGAGGGCAGUGCUGAACAACAACAACCUGUAUAUUGAAAUUCCCAGCGGUGCUCUGCCUGAAGGGAGCAAAGACAGUUUUGCAGUUCUUCUUGAGUUUGCUGAAGAACAGCUUCAAGUUGAUCACGUCUUCAUUUGCUUCCACAAGAACAGAGAUGACAGAGCUGCAUUGCUCCGUACUUUCAGCUUUUUGGGCUUUGAGAUUGUGAGACCAGGGCAUCCCCUUGUCCCCAAGAGACCAGAUGCUUGCUUCAUGGCCUAUACGUUUGAGAGAGAGACUUCAGAAGAAGAAUAGAUUGCAAUGUUUGCCUCUUAGAGCUUUCUUGUUGUCUAUAAAGAUGAAACUGUAGAAAUUUUGUCAACAUCUAUUAUACAGUACAUAUAAUUGUUUGUUCUUUGUACAAAAUAUUGUGACCAACUGCUUUGGUGGUGGGAUGUUGAAAAUUUCAAACUUCAUCUUUUCUGAAUUUGUGCGCAUGUUGUGAUUGUGCAAAUAAAUGCUCACUCCAAAUUAGCAGUAUAUUUCUUGAAGUUUAAUAUUGUGUUUGUGAUACCGAAGUAUUUGCUUUAAUUCUAAAUAAAAAUUUAUAUUUUACUUUUUA
Chelonia mydas (Green sea turtle) is the source of this 1049-nucleotide messenger RNA. RefSeq names its product ornithine decarboxylase antizyme 1 (gene OAZ1). Gene Ontology annotation, biological process: positive regulation of protein catabolic process. Gene Ontology annotation, cellular component: nucleus; cytoplasm. Gene Ontology annotation, molecular function: ornithine decarboxylase inhibitor activity. The record is from RefSeq and is a predicted model, not a curated record. NCBI's taxonomy places the organism in Eukaryota, Metazoa, Chordata, Testudines, Cheloniidae.